Molecule: messenger RNA, 2260 nt
Organism: Triticum dicoccoides
Lineage: Eukaryota; Viridiplantae; Streptophyta; Magnoliopsida; Poales; Poaceae
Product: cysteine-rich receptor-like protein kinase 25
Exons: 1
Coding region: 1-2235 (744 amino acids)
Biological process (GO): protein phosphorylation
Molecular function (GO): ATP binding; protein kinase activity
Source: RefSeq, a predicted model, not a curated record
AUGGCUUCACCUUCAUGGGUUUACCUUAUGCUGCUACUCCUAGCUGCGGUCCCCGCAUGCCAUCCCCGCCCACUUUCUGAUGACGACGUCGACAAAAUCAUGACCAACCAGCCCCUGCCGCCAUCCAUGAUCUCCUGCUCAACUGCUGGCAACUACAGCGAUGGAAGCCAGUACCACGUGAAUCUCGAUCGGCUCCUGUCGGCCAUCCCCAUGGCCGCCGCCGAAGACGGCGGUUUCUUCAACCGCAAAUUCGGCAUGGAGGGCGACGAGGUCUUCGGCCUCUUCAUGUGCUACGCGGGCGACACCGACUCUGAGUGCCAGGACUGCCUCACCCGUGCACCUGUGGGUGUCAUGAAGCUGUGCCCACACAGCCGUACGGUUCGUGCCGUCUACAACGCCUGCACCCUUCGGUACUCUGAUGAGUCCUUCUUCUCCGUUGCCGACCUCGUAGACAUAUCCGACCUCUCCGAUGCGCCCCACAUGGAAGUGGAACGAUCCUCUUACCGUACUCAGUACGGCGGAGGUGGACACAGUUAUGCACCUUGGUACGAGAGAGUCCUACCACUGGUAGGGUACGUCGUCGACACGGCCGGCAUGAGCCACAUGAGGUUGGAGCUCAUUCGCCGGCUCAUGGGGAAGGCAGGCCAAGCGCACGAGAGGAUCGCCGAGGGCAAACAACGGUUCACUUACACGCAAUGGGUGUGGGCGGUGGUGCAGUGCACAAGGGACCUGCCGGCAAGCGAAUGCACCCGCUGCCUCUCCUAUUACACCGAUCAGCUGCCGCGGUUGUUCCCGAACAACAGCGGCGGGGCCAUCAAGGGGUACAGCUGCUACCUGGGGUACGCCAUCCUUGCCGACAAGCCUUCUACUGUGCGGCUUAACAGGUACCGGUACAGCGAGAGCUAUCAGAGGGAGAUGGCGGCCCAUGAACAGGAGCGCAGAAAUGAGCGCAAGAGGGAGAUGGUGAACCGGGAGUCAAGACGCAGAAAACGGCGACGAAAGGUAGUUACCAUUAUCAGCCUUGUCGUCAUCGCCGUGGUGCUUGUGGUCUGCGUGAUCGGCCUGUUGGUUCGGUUCAUGUGGUACCGGUGGCGAAGAUGGGUGGCAGCGGCCAAGGUUGCCAUGAGAUCAUUCAUGGAAAAACUGUCGAAAGAUGCGGUCUACUUCUGCGGCAAAAGCGCACGGCAAGACGAGCUCGAGCAAGGGACUGGACCGAGACGAUUCAGGUACGCCGAGCUUGCGGCCGCCACCGACGGCUUCUCUGGAAGGAACAAGCUAGGAGAAGGAGGCUUCGGAUCCGUGUACCGAGGGUUCCUCCACAACAUGAACCUUCACAUCGCCGUGAAGAAAGUAUCCAAGAGCUCUCGUCAGGGCUGGAAGGAGUUUGUCUCUGAGGUGAGGAUCAUUAGCCGACUCCGUCACCGGAACCUCGUGCCGCUUGUUGGAUGGUUCUAUGGCGGUGACGACAAUGGUCUUCUGCUUGUCUACGAGCUGAUGCCCAAUGGCAGCCUGGACGCUCACCUGCACAAGCCGGACCACCUGCUGCCGUGGGCAGUCAGGUAUGGGGUCGCACUCGGCCUCGGCUCCGCACUGCUGUACUUGCACGAGGAGACGGAGGAGCGCAUUGUGCACAGGGACAUCAAGCCAAGCAACAUCAUGCUAGACGCGUCCUUCAACGCCAAGCUCGGUGACUUCGGGCUUGCGAGGUUCAUCCGCGAUGGCCGGGGCUCGCUCACGACGGGUGCAGCUGGGACGCUCGGGUACAUGGACCCGAAGUGCGUGUUUGCGGGCACAGCCAUAGUGGAAUCUGACAUCUACAGCUUCGGUGUCGUCCUGCUCGAGAUAGCCUGUGGUCGGGCGCCAGCGGUAGCCGUAGACGACGACGACGACGGAGCAGUUAUCCACCUGUUGCAGUGGGUACGGGAGUCAUACGGCAGAGGGGCCAUCCUUGAGGCAGCCGAUGCCCGGCUGGACGGCAAGUUCGACGAAAAAGAGAUGGAGCGUGUCAUGGUGGUCGGGCUUUGGUGCGGGCACCCCGACCCCAGCCUGAGGCCGUCCAUCAGGCAGGCUGUCAGCGUGCUGCGUUUGGAGGCCCCGCUGCCGAGCCUCCCAGCGGAGAUGCCGGUCCCAACAUACAUGAUGCAGCCAGCGGCUGAUGAAUCUGUUGGCUCUUUCGUGGUCAGUAGUGGCGGGGAUGCCAAAUCAACUCAUUCGGUUCGGGGCAAAGUCGAGUAGAUGACUACUACAUCCCCGAUCUGGA